This is a messenger RNA of Manihot esculenta (cassava), 2670 nucleotides long. RefSeq names its product eEF1A lysine and N-terminal methyltransferase. The record is from RefSeq and is a predicted model, not a curated record. Lineage: Eukaryota; Viridiplantae; Streptophyta; Magnoliopsida; Malpighiales; Euphorbiaceae. The transcript is spliced from 2 exons. The coding region runs from base 181 to 1584 and encodes 467 amino acids.
CAACCAACAUUUUAAUAGCACCUGAUCGAAGCUCCAAUUUCCUCUAGGCCCAUGAAGAUCCAAAGUGACAAGGCUCUCAUUCGUCUUCUUCACUGGCAGCAGGCGCUGAACAUAUGGAUUUUGAGCUCAGAUAGGUGCUAAUCAGAAUACUUUUCCUUUCCUCUCUUCAUUCCGCAAACCAUGGCUCUUGAUGUUGCGACCUUCGAGACCAUAAUUCCCUCUCGUUUCCUUUCCUUCACCAUCCCUCACCCUGCACUUCACACCCAACUUCUCCGUGUUGCUGUCCUCGACUCACCCGUCCAACCCAGCGACUCGCCCGUUGUCGCCGCGCUUUUUGUCCCUGAAAACCGCGAAUCAGACUGGAUUUUCUUUACAGAGUCCGGUCAUCUCCAGCUUCUCCUCUCAUCUCCUGGAAUUUCACGGCUCAUUUUGGUAGGCAAAAACCCCACCAAUGUUCCUGAUUCUAUCAUGAUUUCCCACAAGAGAGAGAAAGAUACCCAGUUCGUGAAAAACCUUGAGAAUAGCUUAAAACCUCUUUUUAUCGCGUUAUCUCCCAGGAUUUCUGUUAAAAAUAGGAUAUUUGAUAUACCCAUAUUGCAUUAUGAAGAUAACUUGAUUUGUAGUGUAGUUUUAGAGAGAAGCGUUGGGGUUUUGGUGGGUGAAAUGCUUGUUGAAGAUGUUGAGAUAGAGAGUGACAAUGAAUUGGAUGAUAAUCGUAGAAAACGGGAGUUUCGGAGGAGAAUGAGGUUUAAAAGAAUGCCGAACUUGAUUCAAACAGAGAUCCGAAUAGUGCCUGAAGCAGAAUUUGUUUUAGAUCGUGUAAGAAUUGGUGGCGAAGUGGAGUUUAGGCCUGAUACUGGGGUUUUGGUGCAUCCAUAUUUGAUACCAAUGGUAGCUGGUAUGUCCAUAGUAGGUCCUCAUAUUGAGGAUAGGAUUCAAAAUGGGUUAAAGCCUAAAGCUUUGUGUUUAGGAGUUGGAGGUGGGGCUCUGCUCAGUUUUUUGAGAAUUCAAUUGGGAUUUGAAGUUUUUGGAGUGGAAAUGGAUGAGGAGGUUCUAAGGGUUGCAAAACAGUAUUUCGGAUUGCAAGACUCCGAAAUUCAGGUUUUCGUUGGAGAUGCAAUAGAGUAUUUAGAGACACUUGCUAGUGGAGGCCGUUCCUCAAAUUUGGUUCAUAGUGGGGUUGGGGAAGAUCAAUUGAAUCUUGCAACUGGUUUUGCUACUAAGUUUGACGUUAUUAUGGUUGAUUUGGAUUCCUGUGAUGCCAGAAGUGGUAUUAGCGCUCCUCCAUUGGAGCUUAUUCAGAGGCAUAUUCUUUUGGCUGCAAGUUCUAUUAUCUGUGAAUUUGGAGCUCUCAUUGUCAAUGUAAUUCCUCCAAGCAGAUCAUUCUAUGAUACACUAAUACAUAAAUUCAGGGAGUUUUUUCAUAAGUUGUAUGAAAUUGAUGUUGGAAACGGAGAGAAUUUUGUUCUUGUUGCCACAAUGCAGCCUGUUUUACUUCCAGCAAGUGAGAGCCAAAAUACAUUUCUCAAGGAACUGAAGGGGGUGGUUUUGGAAAAAUACUUGGAUUCCAUCAGGAAAAUUUGAGGUCCUAAUGACCUAAGAUUUCAUUGUAGUUUUGUUCACGAAUAUUACCAGUGAAGGAGAGUAAGACCACCUACUCAUCAUUUUCUGAUCCCGCAUCAGAACUAUCCAAGCAGCUUGGUUGAUUAGAAAUUAAAGCCAAACGUGCCAGUCUGAAUUCCUGGUUUGAAGUUGAAGUCCAUUAAAAUGUUUACUAAUGGCAUUCAAAUGAAAGGCUCCAUCUUAACAUUUUUGGCUCUAAGCUUGGAAUUUUGUGAAGAAGUUUAAGAAUAACUGUCAUGAUUUCUUUCUGAUGAUUGAAGUAAGAGGGCUGCAGUGAUUGAUAUAAGUGCAUUACCAGUGUCAUUUAUCCAACUUUGUGUCACUUGCAAGUCCCUGGCUAUGAAGUAAUUUUCAGAGCUAUUAGCUCAAAUAAGUAUCCACAGCACACUGACUCCGAAAGCAAGCAGAUAUAGUGAAGUGGGAAGUGUUCCCUAUGAACAAAGAUGCACGUGUUAUCGUUAAAGGUGAUAACACUGGCAGUAUAGUAUGCUCUAAUCACUACUAAGAAAAGGCGUCGAUUGCAAUCUCUAUGCAUUUCAUGGGCAAUUAUGUUCAUCUAGGUGGAAAAUAGAUAUCCUUUGCUGCCUUCAAGUUGUAUGAAUUUCUGAGAACUCUUUAUUAAGACGGGUGGAAACUUCUCGUUAUAGUGGCGCCAUUGUCCAGCAAAAAAAUAUUCAAAAGACUCGACUCAGAAAUCAGAAAGAGUGAAACUGAAAGUGAACAUGUUCAGGAUGUAAACUUUCCUGAGGGCUGAGGAAGAUGGAUGUAAAACUCUGCUGAAACUGCGUGUUCUAGGCAGAGAGUAGAACAUUCUCUUCUUCUGCUUUGUUGUGAGGAUGAGUUACAUUUAUACCUGUAAGUCUCUGAAUGAGGUGCCUUUGAUUUUAUUCAUUUUCAGUUUCGACUGUUGAAACUUAUGCAUCUCAAAUUUCCAGUGUAAAAAUGCAGAAAGAAAAUGUCGACAGACAAUUAGACUAGAUAAACUUAUUGCAGUAUGGCAAAACUCAAAUCGAUUAUUUAUAUAAAACUUGAUGAGAUAUUUAAAUA